This is a messenger RNA of Oenanthe melanoleuca, 4357 nucleotides long. It is a transcript of the gene PLAT, whose product is annotated as plasminogen activator, tissue type. Bases 1941 to 3617 code for a protein of 558 amino acids. Gene Ontology annotation, molecular function: serine-type endopeptidase activity. The record is from RefSeq and is a predicted model, not a curated record. The transcript has 14 exons. Gene Ontology annotation, cellular component: extracellular region. Gene Ontology annotation, biological process: plasminogen activation; smooth muscle cell migration. NCBI's taxonomy places the organism in Eukaryota, Metazoa, Chordata, Aves, Passeriformes, Muscicapidae.
UAAAGGGGCCGCGCCAGGGCCGGGCUCGGCCCGCUCGGGGCCUCACCGCUCGGAGCGGCGAACCGUGAUCGGCGGGGCCGCGGUACCGCGCGGAAGGGCUCGGCAUGAGAGGAGAGUACAGCUCGUGGGCUGCGUAAGUAAAAUUGCAGAGUUGCCAUCUUCUUCCCACAGCAUCUCCAAAAUUUGCCAACCCGGAAUGCACCCUUUGCGUUUCCCUCCGCACCGCCCGAAACAAAGCGCUGUUCUCGGCAUUACAUCGGCUUUGGACACUUCUUCCUCCCGGGCUGGCUGGCGUGAGGUGCUUUAGUGCCGCUGCAAAGACGCUCAACAGCACGGGGCUGGAAGGGACACUCCAAGACCUGCCACAACUUCAGUCGCCUGCGCUGGACGUGCCAAAGCCACCGGGGUCCUGUCACGGUGACACGGGCCUGCUGUGUGAUGUCACACUUAGUCACUGAUAUUAAACAGUCCUGCUGAAAUUAUCCCGAGGAUCAACUUAGAGAAAAGCCAAUAGAUGGUGCUUGAGAGAGCAGACACUUUUAUUGCUGGCUUUCCUAAAAUAUGUUAAGCCCUACAAAUGGCACCACACUCUGUAGACAAUUAUAGUUGUCCAUAAGCUGUGAAAAGCCAGGAAAUAAUUUUUGAAACCUUGCCUCAUGGCCAUUAGUUUGUUACCAUCUUUAAUCUAGAAAUUAAAUGGCUAUUAUCUUUAAAAAUAAAAUAAAUUAGCUCCUGCUUGCUCUACAGUAUUCAGUCUCCACAACUGGAAGUCCCUUCUGGAAACGGUCAAAUACAGCUACACUUAAAUGAGACUUAUGGCAGUAAUGUUAUCACCAGCACUGUGACUCUUGGAGAAAUACAUUUGAUAAUCCUGACAUAGAUCAUGCAGAGAAGAGCUAAACAUACAGAGUACCCAAUGUUUCAUCUUUACCAUUAUCAAAAACAACCGGCACCGUGUUCCAAAUGAGCACUCCAUGCAGCUGCUUCCUUAAAAUGGAAAUCCAUCACAUGCUAGUUAUGUCUUACUCUAAAUUCUGUCAGGAGCCUGAUUGCUAGUGAAUCUCUUCCAAGAAGGUAGGACACAUUCAUCACUGUAGCAAUUGCACCGCUGACUGUUUUCGUAACAGUGCCCUAAGAUCAGCUCUAAAACUGAUCACCACAUUUGUCUGCCACAAUUUGAUAACUGAAUACCUCAUGGCCACAUCCUGGUGAGUAGAUUCUUUCCUUUUCUAGGAUGAGUAGUAUCAGUGAACAUUUAACUCUGUCCUUCAACAUGCUGUUCAUUAUUUCUAUCUGAACUUCGUUUGAAGUUUUGCUCAUUUACUUGCAAGCUCCCCGACUGUUCUUUUUCUCAUGGCUCCGUUCAGGGCAUGCUUUGCUCCACAUGCAAAGGGUCAGGGCCUCUCUGCCAAAAUUAGGAGUACAGCACACUACACUCGUGCUUGAAACGAGAGUUUCUCAUUAUUAGGACAACAUACUGCAGACUUCGAAUUAUAUUAGAAAUAAUGCAGCUGUGCAUUCACUCACACUCCUAGAAGCAUAGACAGGAGAGUUUGUUGUAAGGGAUACGUACUAUUCUGUCACUGAACAGCAAGGUGUUCAGUGGGGAAAAACAUAUUUUGAAGAUUGAAUCUGCUCUCUGACUGGAAAAGAGAAGUAACAAAACAAACUGGCCAUGAAGUCCAGCAGCAUGCCCGCAAGGAGCUCCGCUCCCUCCCCGACAAUCCGGAGCCGGAGCAGCCCCUCGCCAGCCGGGGAAGGGGUGGAUGCUGCAGCACGGCCACGGCCCGGGGAGUCUCCACCCCUCGAGUGGCGCUACAAGGAGGACAGAGAUCAGAGCAGACACACAGGAAACACAAACCCAGAGCGGUCUGGAAAGAAAAACAUCAAGAGAAUACAGAAGAGAAAAAGCAAAAAAGGUAAUUUGAGAUUUGGAGUUGAUGUGGAAAACACUCAGAAUGGAAGGCAAACUCCCAUGUCUCCUUGUGCUGGUGGGAGCAGUCAUGACUGCCCAGUGCCAGGGCUUACACACGCGUUUCAAACGAGGAGCCAGAUCUAGAGCCAUUUGCACAGAUAAUUCAUCUGCAGAAAUUUACCAACACAGGGGGACCUGGCUGAGGCUUUCAGGGAGCAGAAUAGAAUACUGUAGGUGCGACAGUGGUCGGAGUCAUUGCCACACUGUACCUGUCAGAGCCUGCACUAAAAAUAAAUGCUACAAUGGGGGCCAAUGUUCACAGGCAUAUUACUCUCCACAGCUCUUCAUCUGCCAGUGCCACCAAGGUUUCUCAGGGAAGCAGUGUGAAAUUGAUACUCAAGUUAAAUGCUACAAAGACACUGGAGUAACAUACAGGGGUACGUGGAGCAUGACAGAGAGUGGAACUGAAUGUUUAAAUUGGAAUAGCAACGCCUUGGUGAACCGGAUGUACAGCGGGCAAAGACAGGAUGCUGCUGAGCUCGGACUGGGCAAUCACAACUAUUGCAGAAACCCGGAUGAGGAUUCCAGACCUUGGUGCUAUGUCUACAAAGGGGGAAGGUACACCUGGGAACACUGCAGUGUGCCCUCCUGUUCAAAAGUUAGUAACAUCAACUGCAGAUCUGGAAGAGGCACAGAUUAUCGUGGCAGCCACAGCGUUACCAGUUCUGGAGCUACCUGUUUGAAGUGGAAUUCUCGAAUCCUUGAAAACAAGCUAUAUACUGCUUGGAGAAGAGAUGCUUACCAGCUUGGCCUUGGUAGUCACAAUUUCUGCAGGAAUCCUGAUAAUGACAGCAAGCCCUGGUGCCAUGUCUUGAAAAGAAAUCAGCUCACAUGGGAAUACUGCAAUGUGCCUACUUGCUCCACCUGUGGCUUACGGCAACACAGAGCACACCAGUACAGGAUCAAAGGAGGCUCCUACGCAGACAUUGCAGCUCACCCAUGGCAAGCUGCCAUCUUUGUGAAGUAUCACCGAGUGCCUGGAGAGCACUUCCUCUGUGGAGGAAUUCUGAUCAGUUCCUGCUGGGUUUUGUCAGCUGCUCACUGUUUUGAGGAAGGCUUUAGUACAAAUCAGCUGAAGAUUGUGCUGGGUAGGACUUCCCGAGCAACUCCCGAGGAAAAUGAACAGAAGUUCCGAGUGAAAAGCUACACUGUGCAUCAGAGAUUUGACUCAGAAAAUUUCAACAAUGAUAUUGCUCUGUUGCAGUUAAACUCAGAUGCAGAAGACUGUGCUGUUGAAACAGGCACUGUCCGUGCUGCCUGCCUCCCCAUGACAGAGCUGCAGCUGCCUGACUGGACUGAAUGUGAGAUCUCUGGCUAUGGCAGAAAUGAAGAAUUUUCUCCGUUCUAUUCAGAGCACCUGAAGCAAGGCCAUGUCAGGUUGUUCCCAGCCAGCCGGUGCACAGCACAGUACCUGGACAACCGGACAGUCACAGAGAACAUGCUAUGUGCAGGAGACACAAGGCACCUUGAUGAUGCCUGCAAGGGUGACUCUGGAGGGCCUCUGGUCUGUAUGAAGGAUGAUCGGAUGUAUCUGAUUGGAAUCAUCAGCUGGGGAAUAGGCUGUGGCCGCAGAGGCAUUCCUGGUGUUUAUACCAAUGUGAAUCGCUAUCUGGACUGGAUUCAGGACACUAUGAAACUCUGAGAAAGACAAAUGAACCCUUUGCAAUCCUGCAACUAUGCCCUCACAGCUUCCUUCUGGGUGCUUACUUAAGUAUGCUGGCAGGGCUUCCUGUUUGUCCAGAUGCUUAGGACUUCUAGUACAACAGGAAGACAAACUGCAAUGUGUGGGAAGGGCAUAUUCUCAAAAUACUCUCCUUAUUACAGGUUAUUGGAAGCUAAUCAUCCUUUUCCCCAACAUCACCAAACUUUCACCUUGCAUCAAAUCACAGAAGUACAAUAAAAAAUCAACUCUAGCCCUGAGUGAAUGAGAGAACAUCAUGCAUCUCUUCAGCAGCUGUAUUGCUUUAAGAAUGGGUGUGAACUGAAGGGGACAUUUAAUUUCCUGAAAACUUCAUCUCCCUCCUUACUUGGCUGUACAACUGAAAGACAUUAAGCUCUGUCCUUAUACCAUUUGACUUUGGUAAUUUAAGCUGGUUUCAAUAGAAGCUGGUUUCCAAUAGAAAGAACAAAAGCUGUAGGCAUGGGCUGCUUAUUUCCAGAUUAAUACACUACUUGCUUCUUCAGUUUGGAACCAAUUAAUUAACUGAGUUGGAGCUUAAACUCUCUGAGCAAAUUCAGGAUGGCAUGCUUAUUAGGAUAUUUUAUUCUUUCACUUGGUUUUUCUCCUGAUAACGGAAUGGGCAAAAAUUUUAACACCAGCCUGAUUUGCCACAGAUUCAAUGCAUAUUUUUGACUAUUAAAUUUCUAUGCAUUCUCAUCUGA